AUGUUAAAAAAAAUAAUAAUUUUAAAAUUAAUUUUAUUUUUUUUAAAUUUAAAAUUAAUAAAUGGAUUAUCAGAAAAAGAUUUUAUAUUUUAUAAAGUAAAAUUGGAUGAUAGAGAUUGUGAAUUUCCAAAAUGUGGUGGUUAUUGGUUACAAAGAGUAAAUGUUGGGAUGAGUGCAGUUUAUGUUUCUUCAAUAUCAUUGGACCCAUCAAUUGUAAAUUUUAAUAUGUCAUUAAUUACAUUGGCCUUUACAGAUGAUUUAAUUUUGGGUGGAUUAAUAAGAUCUUAUCCAAAAUUUAAUUAUUUUCAAGUUUACAAUGCAACACGUUUAAUUUAUACCAAUGGUGGUGAAAAAUUAUAUGGUCCACAAUUAUUUAAUAGAAAAUAUCAAUAUCUAACUAUAAAUGAAAAUAAUAAUCAAAAUUCUGGAAUUUUUAAUUUUAUUGAUAAUUUAUAUUCAUCUAAUAGUAAUAAAAAUAAUAAAAAUAAAAAUAAUCAAUUUUAUCCAUUUAUUGCUAAAUCAUUAAAUUUAAAUUAUCAAUUUCAAUUAAUGAAUUUUACAGAAAUGUAUAGUAAAUCAAUUUACAAUUUAGAUAUCGGUUGGUUAAAUAAUGUUAUUACAAAUUCAAAAACAAUUAGCUUUGGAUUUAUGGAUCAAAAUAAUAAAAACUUUCAAAUCACUAAAAUUUAUAUUAAUAUUCCAUUAAUUGAUUCAAAUAAUUGUUUAGAUUUUAAUAUUAGUAAUAUAUGUAGUAGUGAUCAAGAAGAUAAUAGUCAGGAUAAAACUAAUUCUUCUUUUGAAAAUCAAAAUCAUUCAAUAUUAUUACCAACAUUCCAUCGAGAUUAUUCAAGAUGUUUAUAUUUUAGUGGUUGUAUAAAUAAUAAUAUUAAAAAUGAUGGCAAAUUAAAUUAUGAAAAAUGUAAUGAUAUUCCAACUCCUUUAUGCCCUAAAGGUUAUAAAUUAUUUUCAUUUUCGGAAAGACCUUAUGGAUGUAAACGUUAUUAUUGUGAUGUUUCUUUUCUUUCCGAUUAA
Dictyostelium discoideum AX4 is the source of this 1032-nucleotide messenger RNA. RefSeq lists its product as hypothetical. The transcript has a single exon. The record is from RefSeq and is a predicted model, not a curated record. The coding region runs from base 1 to 1032 and encodes 343 amino acids. Lineage: Eukaryota; Evosea; Eumycetozoa; Dictyosteliales; Dictyosteliaceae.